GACUGAAGUCCGCCAACCGCACGCCUCAACAAGUGCACUUCCUUGUACAUGUGCACUUGCUGCUCUGCUGUUACUGAAACACUUACAGUAAACACCGGCGCUACACGUUGAUAGAGGAGAGGUCAACCCAAGCAGGUACUUUGAUUGAAGUUAUGAUCAAGGAGAAAUCUAGAGCUGAAUUAAGAGGAUAAAUUAUUUCUUUCACUUGCACAGACAAGAAAAAUGGACAGGACUCCUCAGGAGACGCAGGUGGUGAGUGUUUCUUUCAUUAAAUCUGAUCUUUGUGUGUUUGAGUUUAAAGCUGCACCACCUGUUUGAGUGGUCAGCUGUGAUUUGCCUGCUGGUUUCUUUGUCUCUUUACAAACAGGUAAUUUGUGACAGUAUCUCUGAUACAUCAAAAAUAAAAGCGCACAAAGUGAGACAAAAAAAACUGCAGUAUAAGAAUUCAGAAACUGCAUGUGGCAGUUCCUAUAAAUGUCACAUGACCUGUGAGGAAAUGAGAACUUUGAUCUUAACUCCACUUUUACUUCCUGUGGUAAGAACCAUGUUCACACAAAUUUCAUGUUGUCUGAGGAGGGCGUUACACCGCUUGACUUGAGGUUGAACAUGUGAGAAGUUGUGAAGUUAUUAACCGAAAAUAUCAGAUAUGGAAACUCUCUGUACAUCUACCAAAGCCACCUGAGCUUAAGCGAUAACAGAACAAACCUGCUGCAGCCGGAUUUCAGCUGCACCUUGUUUCUGUUGGCCAACAGUCAAAUAAAGGGCUGAUUACAAAUGACUUCUUUGUAUUGUUUUAAUUGUAAUUUAGAAAAGGAGAUUGGUAAUACAUUCUUAAUACUUCACUCAUUAUCUUACUUUCACUGUUUUCUAUAAACUCUAAGAGCUCUUAUUACCCUGACCCAUCAGGCUAUUUCUGUUUCCACAACUUCAGAUAUUUGUUGUUACUCACAGCAUGAAGAGACUGAAGGUCUGAUUGAUCUUUGCUUGUUUAACUUGCAGUUAAUUGUGUAUUUACACCUUGGUAGUGUAAGUUAAGGUGUAAAUUCAUCAAUGAUUUUUUUUAUGUUUAGCUUCAGGUCAAAGCAAAGUUAAAUCAGGACAUUUAACCUUUAGAGCAGGAGGCUUAUUCCCAGGAGAGAUAGUACUUUAUUUAAUGAGUUACUGUCAUCAAGAAGCUUCCCUGAGACGUUUAUAUAAUCAGCAAUUUUGAUUUUUUUUACUGGGGAUGUUUUAGUGCCUAAACAUCCAAAAUCAUAUACAGGAGUUAGUGAGCCACACACAGAUGAUAGUUACACCCCAAUCAGAUUGUUCUGUGGGCGGGGCUUGAGGUGAGACAAAGUACUGCAUGAAAGCAGACCCAGAGACAAAUACGAAGGUAAACCUGCAUCAAAGCCAAAUGAGCACUGAUAAACAAUCAGCCAAAUGACAAAUAUGUGCCUGAUAAUCACCCAAAGGUAAUAUGUUUACCUCUAUUGUGUACACUGCAAAAAAUGACCAAGUCUGUGCUCGUUAAAAUCUCCUUAUUUUUGGCUCUGGAGAACAAGCCUCUCUGUGCAGCUAACUAUGACUCAAGUGUGCAGAGACUGCUUACAAAGCACAACAUUGAUUAAAGACGCUGCAAAAAUAUUCAACAACUUCAUCCUGGACAGAUGCAGAAUCUGAACCACUUUACACUUUAAUGCUUUCUGUUAUAUUACAUUAAUUAAUGCAGGAAAAUGUGCUGUAUAUUAUUCUGGUGUUAUAUCUUACUCCCUAUUUCACUUCCCUCCACUCCCACCCCACCGUGAGUUAAAGGUAAGCUUAAAGCUCCUGUGUUAAUCCUUCUGUCUGUGUUGACUUUGGCACCCCCUGUGGACAAAUUGAUAACCUUCAUAAUGGUUUUAUUUCGUCCGUCAAAGCUGGAGCACUGACAUAGACAGGGUGGCCAGAGUAUCUGUGUAUCUACUUCAACAGCUACCAUUUAAGUGUCACAUUGAUGUUAUAUUCAUAUGCAUAAUUUUAGUAUGAUAAGUGACAUGCAAUUGUGCAUUAGCCGAUCUGACUGGCAGAAUAAUCAAUUCAUUACUUGAUUAAUAAAUCAUUUAAUCACUGCAGCCUUGAACCGAAUUGAGGGGUGAACAUUUUUACCUUGUGCUUACUGGUUAGUCUGCAGAAAGAAAAAUUGCUUUUUUUCACAAUUUUUUUAUCCUAUAUCUGUGUAGUGGCUAAGCCACAGCUUGAAGCCACUGAGGGGCUGCAGGACAGGCUAAACUUAACAAUGUGCUGACUACACUUACUGGCACGUCCAAUGAAAUCAAGUCCACUCCUUGUUCGCUUAAUGUGACCUUUUAUUUCUCACAUUUUUUGUAGAAAGAUCAAGUCCAACAACACAGCAAUUUAUCGAUAACGGAGAUAGCGGUGCCAAAAGCACAUCUUGUAGCGGUUGAAAAAUUGUGCGCUCUUCCGUCCGGCAACACCUGCCCAGUGACACAAAGUUCCCAUCUUUAUAACAAAAAGAAAACACACCUACCACCCGCUGGCAUAAAUUGGUAUUGCAGUGAGAAAAAAUGGCUCCUACAACCUGUAUUUUCUUUUUUUUUCCACAUCCUUUAGGGAUAUUUUUGUAACAUUUUCACCUUUGCUGGAGAGUUCAGAGGUAAAGAGGUCAACAGGAAACAGACAGACACAGUUGGGUGUAUCUCUGAGAUGGAAUAGAGGUCAUUGGUUACGAUCAAACUGAUGGCACUGUGGUUAUGUGGCACGAAACCACUCGGCUCAAUGAUGCCUCAUUGCAGGAGCAUCGCUGUUGCUGCUGUUAGCUCGACUUCAGUGCUGCUGACAACUUAAACAGAUGAAGAGCAUGAAGACAUGUCUGCCUGUAUUAUGGGUGUGGUUACAGGGGAAAAUUAAACAGCUUUAUUUUAUUGAGGUUGAAGAGAUAAGAUGAAGACACACUGUAAUUGUGUCAUAAAAGUGUGUGUCUCCGAUGAGCUUGGUGUGUAUUGUGUGUUUUCAAGGCGUGGUCACUCUGGCCGCCUGCAGCCAUCUGUUGUUUGAAGAGAGAGAUAACCAGAGGAGGAAUGAGUGCAGACGCAGAAAGAAACAUUAGCCUGAGGUCUCUAGAAACAUUUGCAUCCUGGUCUGAAGGUUUGGAGGUGCUUUUGGUGUGAGUUAACACAAGUAGUAUGCUGUAGGGGUCAGUAUUUUAAAUAUAUAUACCCAGGAAGAACAGGAAGAUCACCUCUAAUGUUUAUCAAUGUGGAAAGAAGCCAAUUAAAGAUGAUGCUGUUUUUAGUCCCCUGCAUGAUUAACAUGAGUGAAGCUGGGAUUAUGAGUCUUCUCACAAGAAGUUUCUUCUUUUCAGUGUUUCUUUUAUCUCAUACCUCAGUACAAUUGGGUUUGGACAUUAUUGCUAAUAACACCAUUUACCUGAGACAUAGGCCUGCACAAGCCGCAGUCUCACCUGUUGAAGACAGGGGGGGGCAGGGACUAACAGAUUAACCAGGGGCUGUUUCCAUGUGGUCGUAGUACUGCUGUUUCUCCUUUAUUUUUUAAGAUAAUAUUAGUUUUUGCAUUGUAAAAAGUGGGGGAUCAAUGCUGCCCUCUGAAAAAGUGACGACCACGUAAAUUCAGCCCACUCACACUAUGACUUUAAGAGACUUAAACCAACCCUUCAUACAUUCAUGACUAUUGUUACAUUAGUGAAAGAAGCACGAUCUGCACCUGACACAGUUUUAGGUUAAAGUUGUCAUUUCACACAGAUUCAUAUCAUGAGCACCAACUGCAUCUGUAAAACUAGCAUGGUUAGCAUAAAGGUUCACUGGAGUGAAGUGGGGCAGUUCAAAAGGAGACAGGAGACUUUAACAAACACUUGCAGAAAAUUUGUUUGCAUAAUUUUAUUAACUAUAGCUGUGUUACAUUUAUGUCUGUCUCAUUUAAGGACAUUUCAGUCAUUACAAGACUCUGCAAAGACUGGGGCAUCUUGAAAGGUCACUUUUCAUUGAACCUUUUUACAAACUGUGCAACUGGCAGAAAUUAAAGAAGGGAAAUUUUGACAUUUAAAAUUGAAGUAUAAGAGCUGGUAGGUUGCUUUUAGGCAUAAUCUACCCUUAGCGGAGCCAAUUGUUGCUCUGCUAACCAUUAAGCAGCAUCAAAUCUAUUCCAGAUACACUAACAGCAGUCCUGCACAGAGUCUACAGAGUCUCUCUCAUUUUUACAGUAGUUUUUUCAGGUUUGCUACUUUGUGUUUCACCCUGAAGAGACUGUUUCUGUUCGUAAAUAAAGUUCACACCCACAGUCUGUUACUGACAUGAAUGUUAAACCUGUUUGAGCAGCAGUAAAACCACCUGCAAAUCUUUUGGUGAUGUUAGAUGAAGGUGAAGUAAAGUAUAAACCUUGUUUCUUUUGAUCAAAAACGGUUAGCAUAGCUGUUUAUGAUUGCUCAGUAUGAACACUUGAGCUAGCCUGACUCAGUCUUCAGUUCAGUUUACAAACUCCUCUGCAGCAUGCUUCAUAUCUGUUGAUGUCUUUCAUAAGCAGAUGAUAAACUGACUGUUUGUGGUUUUAGUGGAAGUUAAGUGCAGGAACUGAUUCAUGAAAACAUAACAGCUGUCUGCCGAAGCAGUGAACAGCUUCCUGAGGGGUCGGCACAUAUAGUCUUGAGGUUUGAUACAGUGGAGGUGGGUUGUCAACAUGUCUGCAACUUUACAAAAGACACAAUGUGAAUUAAAUUAACAGAAUAAAAUGACAGUUUGGGUUCAUUCAAUAAGUCUGCAUAACAUAACUGAAAUUGCAUCCAUUAAAAUAAAAAAAUAAAAAAACUUUUACAUUUAAAUUCAUGAAUAACAUUUUGUAUCUUUUUGCUUUGAAAAUUUUAUGCAUUUUUUGUGCACAAAAUGUCACUUCUUGACAUUUUGUGUGUGAAGGCGUGUUUUUAAGCUUUGCAUUUCUUUUGCUCUUUUUUCUUUUCAUGGGUUUGAAGUGUUUUUGGAGUCAGCCUCCAAACCACUGUAGAACUCUAAUGGUUUUCUGUGGCAUCUGUACUUCCUUGUUUGCUAUAUGAACACACUUGUCUCAGUGUACGUUGUGUUAUUGACUUGUUUUUUUUCCCUCUGCACUGCUGAUCACAUUCACUUUUAAUUGAUUUAAAACAAUCAAGAAAUAUUAAACUCAUUACUUCCUGCUGUGAGAAGGGAUAUAGGGGACUUUUCUCAGGAAAAACUGAAUAAUAAAAAAAGAAGUUCUUUAGAAACUUAGAUAAUUUAGGUCAAUGACAAACACAGAAAAAAUAAAUGCUGUUUACUUCUGCAGACGUAUAUGACCCAGUGUUUUGCUCCAGUAACCCUGUGCCGAUGCAUUCCUCUGUGACUCUAAUGGUUUAUAUAGCUGCAGAGUUUUCCCAUAGGGAACCCUUCGUGUCCUCUCAUUUGGAGGACUAAAAAUAGCGAUCGUGUCUUCCCAUGCAGAACCAGUAACGUUCAUAUACAGAACAUGCAGUAUGAGCUCCCAGAGGAGCGUUCACACGGGGGUCACCAGCACAGCUAACCGUUAAAGCUGCAGCUCUGGCUCAGAGGUAGCAGUGGAAUGGUGUCUGUAAACUAGUGUUAGCUUGUGUUGGUUACUACAGCUAAACACUGACACAAGUUUUUAAGGUCACAUUGGAGCAAAUAAACAAAGACAAGAACUCUCUGGACGAUCUGAGCUGUUGAAUUCCUCGCUCUUGACAAUGACUCACUCCAAUCUUGAAAAGGUCAAAGGGUUUAGUGGGUUGGGUUACAGUCGUGAUCCAGAAUUUUCUUACAUAAUCAACAUAUUUCAUCAAAAGUUUGUGUGGGAAGAGCUCUGAAGAUUUAAAGUCAGCAAAUGUUGCUUAAUCUUACCAACCAGGGACAUUCUGCUGCAAUAGUCUAAAUGAUUUCCAAUGGGAGAAACAGGCUGCAAAUUAAAAAAGAAACAUGCACUAAAGCCUACAACUAUGCAAAAGCUCUGGAGAUGAUAGAGUGUACUGCAAAAGCUUGAACAUCUGCAUUGACCAUAAAAAUGCUGCAAACACCAUAAAGAUUGUGAAGUCACUUAAACCAAAAGCUGCAAAGGGAAAAUGCUGCAUAUCCAGUUUUCAUGUUUGCUUCUAAAUUUCUAAAGUUCCUGAAUUUUUUAAGGUGAUGAUACACUUCAGUUUGACCAGAGCGAUCCAGUUUUCAAGCUCCAAGUCCUGAGCACCAACAAGUAUCCAUAAAUCACUAAUACGUCUGUUUACAUGUCAGUCAGUGUUGUUGCUUUUUUGAUCAACAGAAAAACCUCUCAAUGCACAACAAGUCAAAAUUAAGUAUGGAUUUGUCUUUGCAUUAGUCAUUUACUCAUGGCGCAUGGCUCAGGUUAUCAUCAUGAUAAGAUCUGUAUAGCGUAACAUUAAGUCAGCUAGUUGUCAUGCAGAAAAGGAAGUCAGCAUUUCUAAGGAGCUCCAGGAGGGCCUCAGCUUCCUACUUCAGCAACUAUCCUAUUUGUUGUUUUGAAAGUAUGGUCACCCUGUGCUGAUCUGAAGUGUUUAGGCCGACACAGCUGAGAAACACAGUAACUGUGAAGCAUGAUUCUCACUUCAUACCACAAAACAACUUGCAAGAGUUUUAACAGGCACAGGAAAACAAUAUUCUGCAGAUCGGGAAGAUCACCUCAAAGAAAAAAAGACAAAAAUAUUUGGUCUGAAAAGGAUUUAGUACAGUUCCUUAGUGGACAAUGAAAAGCACGGCCACCAGCAGAUUUCAUUUAAACCAAUGCUAUUAUUGACUCUGCUUAUUAACUCAGGUUAUAAAAGAUUCUCUUAUCAUUCCUUGUGUGGAAAAAUAGUCGGUGUACAGAUUCACAGAGACAACAACACAAAGGUGACCUCAAGUCCUUCUACCUGUACUGCUCUGUUGAGACAUAACCUGGCUUCUGAUCAGACCAUUGACUGUAUAUAGUAUGGACAACGCGACUCCACCUCCCAAAUAUAAAUUUGAAGCCAAAAUGCUUCCGGUAUUACUGGGAUUUUCUCCAUUUCCUGAAACCGGCAUUGGUGCAGUAGCGUGCAGCAGGAGAGUAGCUGUGAUGACAAUCUGCUUAAACAGCGGAUCCUCCAGAUGUUCAACAAAUACAUGAACCCCCUAAUAACUUUUAAAAAUGGAGCUGCACAGAAAAAAAGAAGACUUGAGCACAAACCAGUCUUACAAUAACUACUGUAUGUAUAUGCAACAUUUGAAUGUUCUUAUUUUGAAUAAAUUUGCAAAAUGUUCUAAAAAUAGUUUUUCCCUUUGUCAUUAUGGGGUAUUUUGAGUAGAAUUUUCGAGGGAAAAAGGGAAUUUAAUCCAUUCUGGAAUAAGGCUGUAACAUAACAAAAUGUGGAAAAAGUGAAGUGGUAUGAAUACUUUCCGGAUGCACUGUACAUGUCAACAUCACAACCAGGGGGGCAGCACUUGGACUGUUUCUGUCUUUCGUUCACCAUGAUCAUGUUCCUUGGUUGUUGUUAGCGCCGACUGCCUCGCUAUGUGAGGUAGUCGUCACAUCAAUAAGGGAACCAAUGAGCAUGAAGACAAGUGACUUUGAGAGUCAAAAUAGUGGGAAAGUGUUUUCAUUUGGAACCAGUUUGUGGUUCUGUUUCCAUCGUUCAUUCAAUAUGUCUUCAUUUUCUUCCCUCUCAGAAUUCAGCGCAGCGUCUGUCCCCAAACUCAAGGAGGAGUUUCAGCUUUUCGUCUCUCCGAGUCAAAAGUAAGUCGGGAAUGUCAUUGUUAGAUAUUACCUAUAUUUAUUUUACCUUCUAACCGAUCGAUAACUCUUUUAUUACAUUAAUUUUUCUGCAGAAAGAAACAACAGCUCUGAGGAGAGCGGAUUCACGCAGAGGAGAGGACUGAAGUCUUUUUCAUCUGUACGAGAAGGAUCAAGAAAAGGUCACAAAGUAUUUCUGUACCUCAGUUCCUCUGCUUUUCUCAUUUAGCCUUUUUACAUCAUAGAUACAUGGUUUUAUUCUUUAUGGAAACAGGAACAGCUCACAGCUUUUGACACAUGCUUUGUUUGACCUUUGCUUCAUUUUAGAGGCCGUCCCAGAUGAAGACAGGACCUUACAGCCGUUCACCUCUAAGGACCAGGUGAAGAAAGCAGGUACAUGAGAGCAUGAACGCUGCAGAGAGUGUGUUUUUAGAUUAAGCACUGAGGUCAUGUUUUCUUUAUCUGAUCUGAACCUGCUGUGUCAUGCGUGCGUCACGAUCACACUCCUAUUUAUCUGACACUUGGAAACCAGUUGACGGGUAACAACCUCUUAAGUGACAUUUACUAUCUAUAUUGGGUUGUGGUUUAACAGAGGGCAAACAGAGCUAGGUGAGUACGUGGCAGAAAAUAAAAUCCUCUCAGUAACCAGACAUCUUCACUCUGCAAGUAUAGGCUCACAACAGUUACUGCAAAUAUAAUACCCUUUAUAUGGCUAAUUAGAGGAGAAAAUACAUUUUGUCCUUAAUAAAAAAAACAUGAAUGCCUUUCAGUUAAAAUACAGAUAUCAUAGUACGAUUGUCCGUGUUCAAAUGCCUUCUAUUUGAAAGAAUCCAUUAGGGUGAGAUUCCUGUAAAAGAGAUGCAGCAAAGCGAGGGGAUGCCUUUCUAGCAGAAAAAAUGAAAACAUGGUGGAUGAGCCUUCACAGCAGCCUUCUAUUGCUUCUGGUAUGAUAAUAAUAACAAAAAAUAAGGCCUUUGUGGAUGACUUUUUAGUGAAGGAAACAUGUUCAGGUGCCCUACAGCAUUGUAAAGGAGAGAAUACACUUUGGUGUCUUCUUAGGUGCAGUAAAUGCACCUUUGACAUGACCGCCCAGUGGAGACAGAAGCUUAAAACUUGAAGUCAUUUAGAUUGCUAUACUGGCAGUAAACUCCCUAAAAAACUGAUUUAGCCAGGUUUUUGAAGGCUACAUGACUAGAGUGAUCUUAACUGUGAGUUUUUAAGCUUCCUCAGAGCCCUGGUCUGUAAAAAGAACUGGACUUUCUAUGAGCAGAAAGUGUUUGUAUACAACAUUUUCUCUAAAAUUUCAACCUGUCUCAAUGUUCUUGUGAAGGUAAAAAAAAAAAUGACUGAUGACUGAGUCUGACUCAGCUCUCUGACGAUGAACAAGUUCCUAGGAAUGUAAAGAAGCUCCUGUAGCCUCUGCAGAAAUCUGAGUCACCGCCUGCAGGCUGUUGUUUGACUGUUUACACUGGGUGGCCUGAAAGACUUGCAUGACGUUUUUUUCUGUUGUUGUUUGCCUCUUAAUCCUUUUACUUUUAGUCAUGGAAGAAGAACUUGAGUUGAGAUGGAGUCGAGGUAUUCAGCCAAACAAACUUCAAGUCACACAUUUGAGUGUGACUUGAGUUAAUUUACUUUUACUCCUUGUUGACUCAAAGUUCAAGCUACAGUAUGUGAAUAUAUAAAGAAUAUUUAAAGAAAACUAUCAGUCAAUUUACGGAAAUGCUCCCUUGCUCACCCCUCCUCUUAGUGAAGCAACAGCGGCCUUUGAGGAUAUGUGAUGCAUGCAAAAUUAAUCCUCCUGUUGACAGAUUUUAACCAAAAGAAUGGUCUAUUAUUAUUUUUUUGUGCACAUCAACGACCCACCCUUUUUUAAAUUUCUUAAAUUUAGACUAUGGCUUCUUUUUUAAGUUAAUAGCCUGUUUCAAUCCCAAAUUUUUAAUUCUAUAUUCAUAAACGGUCCCUUGUACUCUGUCAUAAAUGUGUCCAUUUUGCGCUCUUGUGGAAACAAAAAUUCAAUUCUGCAGCUUAUUUUCUAAGCUAACAAACAUAACAUGUUUUUUUUUAAUUAUAAUUACUAAUAAUAAUUGCUUAUAUUGUGCAUAAGUAUUAAACAUACUUAUGGACAACCAAACACGACUCGCUGCAUCUUUAAAAACUUUUUGUUUCAUGAGUUUGUUGUUCGUUUUGAACGUGCUGUGUUCACUGGGAGCAAGAAAAACUCUGCGGACCGUUUUUUAUUGCGUGACUUGAACGCAGCACAGGAGAGGACCGCUGUGGGCUCCAGCGAACAGCCGACAGAGGAGAUUCAGUCUGUGAAGCACGAGGGCUUGUGGAGGACCGAGUCAGGAUGGGAUGUGUUUACAGGAAUGGAGACGAUAAAGAGUGGAUUUAGGACUUUUUACACCCAGUGACUGUAGAUUAAAGCAGAGAUGAGUGAAGCAGUAACGAGGAGAAGGAAAGGACACAGACUGGCGGACUUAAAGAACCGAUGGAGUGAGUACUGGACCGCUGACACAGCCGAAUAUCUAGCACUAUUAAAUAUCCUCUAUCAUUAGCUUUAUGCGAAAUAACCGGAUUCAAAGUCUGUGAAAGAGCGGAUAAGAGCUCCAAAAACACACCUUUCUGUCGGAGGGUCUAUUUUUAUCGGCUGUGGCACACCUGUCGGAACGUGCGAUGUUCCCUGGAGCAGGUUGUGCCCUUUUCAUAUCCGGGUAUCGAGCCGUCAACCAGUCCACGUUCAGAAAAACACCAAUUUAAGUUCGGUCCACUUUAAGAGUCCGCUCACAGCGCUCCUCUAAUGUUUAUUUUAUCGACUUCUGUGGAUUAAUAAAGUUAAUGGGAGUGCUGUAAGGUGAUAUAUAAACAAGCCGAAUUGAUUUAUGGUCUCCCUGGAUUUGUUUGGUAGUGAUGCCAAGUCGGUGCAACAAACGACCGAGGAUAAAUUCAAAAAUAGCUCAAUAAAGUUCGGCGGAUAUGUGAUUUUAACAUGAUACUGGACUCCUUUACAGCUAUGUAACAGCAGUGAAACCACGUCAGACUUUUUCGUCUAGUUUACUCACUUUUGUAACACCUAUGUACCUGUCCUCAGAUCUUAGUCUAGGAAUAUUUGGCUGUUUCAUUUAUUACAAAAGAUUUUGGAUCACUUUGAAGCUCUUGGAGCUAAAUUUAUCAAUUUUUGGAGUAAAGUGCGUGCUGAAUCUGAUAAUGAUCUCUGAUGGUUUAUUAAGCAACGUUGCCAAAUCGAAACAACAAACGACUGAAGCGGAAACACUGAAUUACCUUAAAACUACAUGACAUCUGGAGGAGAUGAACAACUAACUAAAUAGCCUUCGAAACUUAUUGCUUCUUGUUUUUUUUCCCCAUUGUGAUCACCUUUGUAAGCCACCUAUCUGUAUUUCUUCCAACUCUGAACCAUUAAUUUGAUCAAAUUACAGAUUUAUGAUGGCUUUGAAGCCUCUUUAGCUGAAUAUUAAGUUGUUUUGAAGUCACAAUGAGGUUUGUUUUGUAGUAUUUGGGUAGCAACAAAAUAUUAAUUGGCUAUUAAAUGACUUUUAGUUUGUACCAGAUUGUAAAUGGAUGUCAUGUAGCCUUAUCUAAAGGAAAAUAUCUUUAACAGUGUGGCCCCAGUCUGCUGCAGUGCCUUUCUCAUGCAAAUAUAUCUAUCGUUAGACUGAGUCCAUCAAGUUUGAGCUAUCAUUUACAGAUUUUUGAUUACUUUUCAUGUGUGCUGCUGACCUCUUGGCCAGAUCCGUGAAAGAGAUCUUAAUCACAAUGGGUUUUAUCUGGUUAAAUAAAGGUCAAAUAAAAACAAUAAAACUUAGUGGCAUUUUCACAAUGUUUGCUGCCACGUGCUGAAUUAAAAUGUGCAGGGAAACAAUUAAUUCAGAAAUGUUGCAAGGUUGCUUUAUAAAAUGACUUGGGUGUCAACUUCAGUUCACAAACCACGCAAUCAUGAUUGGCAUGGGAUCUAAAUUGGUGCUGUGUUGCCUUACCCUAAAGAAAACAAUGCUUUAACAGUCAAAUGUUAGCCGCAACUCUCAAGUGUUUAUUGCAUUAAACUCGAGGUGUUUUAAUCACUGUAAGGCCCCAUCAAGCUCUUUAAAACAUUGUAUACAUGAAGAAUUCAGAACACUGAUGACGUGCUUUCCAAUCGUGUAUUUAGGUCGGUACCUCAAACAACGAGGCGCCCUGAACAAAUUUGAUGUUCUGAAUGAAGUUUGGCAGGUAUUGGAAUUUAAAUGAACCCUGUUACGCCUCACCUGAAACACUGUAACGCUUAAACAAUGUGUCUCUCGUGUUUUGGCUUCAGCGUUCUCACCGUCAUUCUCUUUGUACCUGUUUUUGGUUCUCCUUUCCACUCUGAACAAUUUGUGUGAUUAGAUAAUAAGUUUCUAAUAAGUUUGAUGUCUCUUGAGCUGAAGAAUUUACAGUGCAGCUAUAUGCCAGUCAAAUCAAAUCAUGGACCCCUUCUGGUGCAAAGUUUAAAUUAAUUGAUUCCUAAAUGAAUUAAUGCAGAAACUAUAAUGCAAAUAUUUAUUCCAUAGCCUUACCCCCCAAAAAAAGCUUGAUAGAGGGUCUACCAAUCAGUUUAUUUGGACCCUGAUCCUGCUCUGAUCAUUUGAGUAUCUGUGGAUACAAAGUCCGUUUCUGAUACUUGCUUUAGCCUAGUUAGAGAUGCACUGUGUUUUUUGUUUAUUUCUUGACUAAAUAGCUAAAUUAAACAAGUUGACCAAAAGAUUUUUCAACUUUUGGCAUGUAGCUUAGGAUCCAAAAGAUGGUGAUGAGCUGGUUUUCCAAAUCUAUGAAUUCAACCAUCUUCUUUGUAAUAUUUUCGGCUCUUUCACUCUCAUCAGGAUGUCUCCCUUCCUCUUAAAGUCCAGCUUUUUUGCUGACUUUACUUGUUGCGUUAGUGAAUGUGUUGUACGCAUUGUUUGGAGCAGUGCCUGACUUAUACUUUUCCUAUAGACCUGUCUUUAGUUUGCUGCAGUCACUGCACGCUGAAUGGCAAUAGCUAACUCACAAUUUACUUGAGAAGUUUGGUGUAUUUUUGAACUCAAAUUAACAUUUUGUUCCUCACUCCAUUAACUAUCUUCUGUUUAUUGUGUUAAAAUUAGCCCUCUAGUUAACUGUGAAGCCUUGUGACACUAGAAAGAAGGUCAGAAAUAUCCUGUUUGUGCUGUGAGCUGCUGGAAACACAGGUUUUGUCAGAAAUACCAGACAACCCUUCAUAUUUGAACACCCUCAUACACAGCCAACCUCAGGUGAGACUCCACUCGGCAUGUUUGUCCUAGAAUGUGUGUGUGUGUUUACUCUGAUGACACCAAGUCUACCUGCUAUGAUCGUUUCAUUAUUUUAUUGGAUAAGGAGAUAAACAGCAGCUCUGUGUCAGAGUCAAGAUUGCAGGUUUUCUAAAUAACCACAAAGUUUUGGUCUGGCAUUAGUGACUGCUCCAUUCCUUUUCUUGUAGAUUUGUCAGUAUGCUGUCCCGACAUGUUCAGCAGCCUCAGGGCACGAAGAAGCUGUUAAACUGGACUGUUAUUUACACCCUGAUCACAGCUGAACGGCAGAAGCACAAACCGAACAGAACAUACAUACAGGCUGGAGAAGAGCUGUGAGACAAAUGACACAGAAAAUUCAGAUGCUGCACAUUUUUUUAUGUUUGUCUGCUGCUGCUUCGGUGCACAAGUUGUGCAACUGCAAGGCGCUGAGUGUAGAAACUCAGCCGUUGCUUCUGUUACGGUGCAAACACCUCAUCCUGGCAACAGAGUGAGUGUGUAUUAUGUGCUUCAUUUAAGGUUGUUGUUAGAAACCAGGCAGCGGAGCCAGAAGGAAACCUGAACAAUGUCCAGUGGGACUCCGUCUUUGUCUGGAUACACACAGCUGAACUCAGUCUUUGUGCACUUUAUUCCUUUAAACACAUCUACAAGGACAAAUACUGUGAGGUUUGAUUUGUCAGUAGUGUGUUUUCUAUAGGAAAGAAGGUUUUGUCUCAGUUCUGUCUUAAAGUGAUCCCCUAAGGAUAGGAGAUCGAGUUUCUGUGCGACUACCAUCUUUACAAACAGAGGACACGUUACAUCCUGCUGAGUGAAUCAUGUUCACCUCAUAUCUGGGCUGAUCUGUCUCAGCCUUUUAUUGAAAACUGGUUCAACCACAGUAUCUUUGUACAGACAAUUACAGAAUAAUGAAUGCUGCUUUGCACAAUAGCAGAAUUGAAGGUUUAUAAAGUUAUAGAGUUUCUAUUUGAUGUGCCAGGGUCACUUCUCCCCAACACAUCAAAUAUUUGACUGAAACCGGUGCAAACACAAAAAAAAAACAUCGAAACUAAAAGGCAUUUCAGAAAAGUGGGACAGUGACAACAAAAACCCUGAAAAAGUAGAGCCUAUGAUGCAAAAAUAAAUAAAUAAACAUCUAGAGGAACCUCUGCCAACUAUUGGAGUUAGUUUUCAACAAGUUAGUCACAUGACUGGGUAUAAAAAGAAACAUUCAGAGAGGCUGAGCCAGGCAGCUCUGCACUUAAAACAGACAAGACUCUGUAGUGGAAAUCACAGCAUUGGCUCUAAGUCACUUUCAAAAACCAUGUCUUUGAACACAGAUCAUCACUGCAUCCACAAAUGAGGCUCAAACUAGGGAUGGGCGAUAUAGGCAAAAAAAUUUAGCACAAUAAGUUUUGCCAUUCUGGUGAUAACGAUAAAAGUCACGAUAAAAAAUAUUGUAAUUCCAAUCUAUAUUUUUGAGUCAUUCUGUCUUGAGAGCCCCAAAAUCAUUGUUUUUGGAUGGCACUUACCAGUUGGAGUAGUCAAAUAAGAUACUUAACCACAAGUUUAAGUGGUAGGUCAUAGAGAAAACUAGUGACAUCAAACAAGUCUUAAAUGUGAAAACAUUUUUAACAUUUGUUGAAAACUCUUUUUGCACAGAGUGAACAGCAGCAGAUCCACUGUCUGAUGUCAUGCAUACCUGAUUGCGUACGUCUACGCCCCAAUCUUGAAGGAAAUCCCUCAUGUGGAGCCUCGUUCACUAAAGAGCUGCUCAGAAACGUCUUCUUUAUUACCUUCAGCCAUGUUUGUUUGCUUUCUGCUCUGUGUGGGCUAUGGCUGUGAGCCCGUCGCUCGCGCUUCUGUCAUCAACUUGCAUUUAUCGCAUUUAUCGUGGGAUGGCAAAUAUUUGUAGUGGAGGAAUUUUCUGAUGGUAAAUCGGGAACGAUAAUUUAUCGCCCAUCCCUAGUUCAAACCAGACAGAAACAUGAUCCAGACACAGCAGAGACACCUCUGGACCUGAGCUCACAUAAGAUGGACUGACAAAUCAAAAUUUGACAUUCUUUUUGGAAAUCAUGGAUACUGCAUCCUCCUCUCUGAAGAGCAGAGGGACUACUUGGCUUGUUCUCAGCUUUAGGAGCAACAUCUGCUGCCAUCGAUGACUUUUUCAGGGAAGACCUUCAUAUUUCAGCAAGGCAAUGACAAACCAUACUCUGAAUCAGGCAAGAAUGGGACAACAUUUCUCCAGAAACUGGUCUCCUGGGUUCACUCAUGUUUACAGAGUGUUGGGAACAGAGGGGGUAGUGCAAAAACAAUGAGCCGUUAUCAACGUUGGAAAUGAAAUUUAUGCAGAGGUAACAUUUUUGACAGCAGGACUGAGAGGAAAAGGUCUGCAUCGGAGGAAUUUCUCUCAUUUUAGGGGAGUUUGAUAAGAAGACAGAAAACAGUCUCUUCCUGUAGACUUAGCCAAGAAAUAGGUCAGCACAUGUCACGACCCCCCUCUAAAACCACAAUAUACUUCUCUACACUCUGGUCGUUUUGCAAGUUUGGCUGACAGGGGAUUUUGUUACCUUUGCUGUUGACCUCCAUUUCAUGUCAUAUCUAUGCUAAACUAAGCUAAGCUAACAACCGUUAGGAAAAAAGGAGGCUAUUAAUCUUUUUAUCCAAGUCACGGCUAGAUGGAAAACUAGAGUGCAUCCCAAAAAAGACACACCAAGUCUGAGCUGCUGUGGAUUAUCCACAGAGAGAUUUUGUCAACAGGACCUGAGUGUUCAAAAGUGAUUUGAUUGGAUUAAAGCUCUCAGGUUGGAUUAGAUUGUGUCUUGAAAGUGCUUUGUUCAAAAGCAAAAAGUCAGAUGUCUUGAGGUGAUCCCAUUUUAGUUUUAUCCUCAUAAAACCAACAAUUAAUGUUCAAAACUUUUAAGAGGGGUUAGAGGAACUUUGAACUAAAAAGAUCAGGAUUAUCUUGAUCCCAACAGAGGUCUAGAGUCAGGCUGGAGUUUAGGUCCAAGAGCAGGUUUAAAAAAACAAAAUUUUUACAACGAUGAGACUGUUUUGUGUUGCUCUGUUCAUGAAGUUUUAGUUUGAAUUCACUUUUUAAAUAGUAUGUGUAGAAAUCUUUCAGUCCAGGGAUGUAAAUGAGUUUUAAAGUUGACUCUGGCUCAGCGGUUUUAACUAGAAUAACUCCAACCCGGACAAAGGAAGGCUGGAUUACCUCACCUGCUUGCUGUCUUGCUGUUUUCACUUUUAUUCCUACAAAUGAAAGUGAAACUGGACCGAGAGCACGUUUCUUCCCUGUACUAAUGGUUUUUUUGUUGCAUAAACCUUAAAAUUUGGUCUGUGGAUGUUUAUGUAACUAGAUCAAUAAUCUUCAUUUAAAUUUCUUAUACUCUUGUUCCACUUCCAUUGAGAUCAUGCAGCCUCUUGUAAUGUGACCAAAAUAUUUCAGGGCUUUAACAGAUCACCUAAGACUCACUUUCAGUCUAGAUGGAAAAAGAGUUCAACCAAAUCCCCAAACUUUCCUGGUGUCUGUGGGAAUCCCUCUUACUUUCACUUUUAUUUUGAAGAAAUCUGACAUCAUCAAACCCUUGUUUCCCUGUGAGCCUCAUUGUUUAAAGGAUGGGAGUUAUUAUCUGAAUCAGCUACAGGCAGAGGUCUUAAAAGCUUCCUCCUUUUUUUUCUCUCUUAAAGAUAAAUUGGACAGAUUAUCCCAUUGAUAGUGUUUUUUCCCACGUGGCCUGAAUGCAGCACAGGCUUUAAAAUCUCCCACUCACAGUCUAAUGUAAACAGAUGAUUCAGCAGACCUUUAGCAGAUAGAGGAGGACUAUUGGGGAAAUCCCUGAAUUAUCAAACUCACUGGUGGUUUCUUUAGAGAGAUGAGUUUUCCUUUAUUUAAAUUUAGUUUCUAGUUUUGUAUCAGUAGUUGAUUUUUCAGUGUGCAGGUUGGGCUGUAAGACCAAUCAGAGACUUUGACAUUGACUUAACGUGGUGCACACGCUUUCUGUAAAAACAUGACGUCAGACACCCCGACAGCACACUGCUAAGGCAACCCUUAUUUUAUGAUAGAUCUACAGCAUCAGGCUGUGUUUACCUGUGGCUGAGUCGGAGAUAAAAUCUCAGCUGAAAACAAAGUGGUCUGCUUCAGCAUAUUUGUUUCUGGUGUGGCUGAACACUCUUUAUGUUCAGAGUCUUGAGAAACUGAGCCACAGUUUCUGGAAAUAUCUCAGUCAUUUGGGGUAAAACUGUCCCUAGUACUCCAUCGUAGAUCACAGUUUUGGGCAGUAAUAGUAUCAGAGCCAAGGAUUCACCAAACUUUUCUUGUUUUUGUUUUUUUUUUGUCCAGGUGAGCAGCCCAAAGGUAACAUCAUCUCUGACGUCACUGGAAAACACAGUAAGUACAGCAGUGGGAGUGACGAGGCCUGUUUUCCCCCUUCUUUGUACAUCUCAAUGACUGUUUAUAGCACCGGAACACUUGAAACACUUGUAAACGUAUGUCCUUGUACGGCGGUCUAAUGUUCUUGUUUUCAUCCUCCUGCAGACCUCCCCUCAAGUGAAGAUGAAGGUGAACGACAGGGGGCACUCAAGAGAUUCAGCGCCAUGUGGUCGUCGUUUCGCAGAGGCAAACGAGACAGUGAGUGUUUGAUCAUGAAAACACGUCAGAAAGAAAAGAUUCACUGCGUCUGUGGUGACGGUUCUUCCUCUUUCAGUUUCACUCUUUCAAACAGACUCUGAGAAAAGUUAAGGUAUCCUUAUGAUUAUGAUUACGGCUAUGAAACUCCAGUUAUGUUCUGGUUAUAAUGUUAGAGUUAAGAAACAUCUCUUUACUUUCAUAGAGGCGUGGUGUGAUCUUUUGUGAUUUCCCAAUGAACCGUUUUGAGCUGUCUAUUUUCAUGGAUAAUCACAACAUUGACUUCCUUUGUGAUUUGAAAAUGUGCAUACAUCUAGUAUGGACACCAAAACUUUGUAAAUGUGGAAAAGCAUAAUAUCCCCUCAAAUCAAGCUUUAUAGUUUCAUAGAUGCGAAUAAACAUGAAAACAAUGAAAUGAAAUGAAAAUGAAAACAAAUUCAGUACAGUGGAUCAUAUACAUUAAAUAUAGAUUAAAGAUACAUAUAACAAUAUAUUCUUAAAAAUUAAAAAAAAAAAAAAGAUUCAAGUCCUUCUCUCGUGUUAGUUAAGUCAUGGUUCAGUCAUUAUUAACAUAAUUACUUUAUUCUCUUUAAAGACUUAAAUUUUUCAUUAAAAACUUUUUUAAAAAAUUGUAAUUUGCCCCUAAAACUUUGUUGUAAUAACAUCAGAAUCAGAAUAUCUUUCAAACAACGAAUAACCAAACUCAGAGUGAAAAGGCAGAGCUACAGCACGUAGGUUGUUGGACACACUAAACUACCCAAAGAAGAUGUCAAAUAGUUUAUCUACUUCUGUUGAGGAGUGAGAAAGUCGGCCUUAAACUCUGUUGAGAGCCAGAGUGUCCUUGUUGUGUUACUGGACUGUGUUCUGCCUGCUUUUGCUCUCCAUACAGGCUGUUUUUCCUGGAAACGCCUGCUGAUACUCAUACUACUCUGACCUCUAAUGCACUACAAACAGAAACUACAACACUUCUCAUACUGAAGUCCACUCCCAGGCCUGCAGGCUCCAUCGUUUUAUACAGAGAUCAGAUCCUUAGUGAUUCAAAUAGAAAACAGACACCAGCACUUGACAUUUUCAUCAAAUGAUGACCUGAGAAAAUCUUCCAGCACUUUUUUUAUGAGACUGAACUACAUUGUGCUCAGUUUUCUGUUUUUGUUUGACAGCUGGAUUGUUACAGAUGUCUCCUGUAAAACACAAAAACGUAUUGUUGAUGCAUUCUCUACAGAAACCAUGCAUAGUUUUGUCAGUGUGUAAAAAUCUGAAGAACUGUGUUUAAUAUUUCUGACUCUGAGUAAAAACAGUCAUUCAGUCAGCUUUCAGCUUUUUUACUGCGGAGUUUUAGCUGCCAAAAAAAGAGAAACCGGUUCUUCAGGUGGAGCGUAUAAUCUCUAAACCUUUUGUGAGGCAAGUUCAGCCUAAUGGUUAUCGAACUGAACAAGUGCCAGCUUUGAGUAUUUGUUCAUGACUAUGAGGAGGAGGAGGAUGCAGCAGGAGAACGUAAACACAGUCAGAGUUCUUUUAUUUGAGACAAAUAGGAGGAGCUCACAUAAACAGACUGGUGUUCAGUGGAGGAGAUGGGCUGAAUCAUGAACUCUGGACGGUCAACAGAAGAGAUAGCAGAAAGAGGUGACCGGUCCAUGACUGUACACAAACAUUUGCAGCUGACGCAGUGAAUUAAUAACUUGGAGACAAAAAGAGACGACAUGUUUCUGAUUGUUUGUUCUCAACCUCAGAAAAACUCUUUUCCUUUCAUUUGCGGCUGCAGCUUCUGCAUGAGCCUUUUCACAGAAACUGAACCUGCUUGACCUAGGCUGUUAUGCAUAGAUUAGAUUAGACCACUGACACCAUCAGUCUUUUCUUGUCAAUACGUUGCACUUAGAUCUGCAUGCCUUGCAUAACAAUGAGGUGAUGCAUCACAGGAGGCAUGAACGACAACCAAGGAAGUAAUCAUGACCGACAGCAGACAGGAGGGGUCUAAAAUGUCAUCAUAUACGACAAAUAUAGUUGUGCUGUGUAACACAUAUGAAGUGCUAGUUCUGAGUUAAAUGCCAAUAUGAGUUAACAUAAGGAACUGGAAACUAGGAGAUAAAAGAAAAACAAAAGGAAAUAAGGUUAAUCUCUCGGAGUCUCGCAUGUGUAAAUGUUAAAGAGACCAAACAUGGAUGGUAUGGUAAGCGUAAGUGAUAUAUUGCAACAUAAUAUUAUACAAUCUUCAACUAAUUCUGGGUAAAGAAUAGAACAUCAUGACAUGCUGACUCUGCAAAAUCCACUCACUUUGUGAGACCUGAAGCUUUACGGCAACAAAUUCAAUGUUUUUUCUGCAACAUUCAGGAUCAGAGGCUGUCUGGAUCCAAUCCCUCAAAAACAAAAGUUAACUGUGAUGAUUUAUGCAUUAGUUUUAGUGAUUAAGUGUGAUUACUGCUGUAAACUAACUAUGCUAGACAAAGGCUGUCAUCUUUAUUAUGGUCCACUGACCAAUCAGAGGCUGUAUUGAUGAUCAGCUGACCUUUAAAGGCCCAAUCAGAAGUCGAGCUUCCCUGUCUCAACGGAGCAGUGUAGGAAAUAAAACUUGUAAUGAAAUGUGUGUCAUUGACAUUAGAGCUGUCGCAACUUACCAGAAUUGACAAUAACUGUCUAUUAUAAAAAAUAAAACAUUGAUAUUGAGCUAAAAAUCAGCACACAGUAAUACUGUGAGUUCAUAGUGGGGGUCCUUUGUGCUGGUUGAUGUAUUUCAUCAAAACACAGGAUAGAUGAAGAAGCCAUCGUCUUCCUGUGACGAGGUGAGAUGCUGAACCAGUAAACCUCUCGAUGUGGAUCUCAGUGGUGACUGUUUAUGUUUCUGUGCAGAGGGUAAAGACCAGGAGACUGCAGAGCCUCCAAGCCUGGUGAUGGAGGACAAUUCCACCCAGCAGCAUCGGUACGCCAGCGGUCAGUACUUCUUCGAGUAUCUAGUGGUGGUCAGCCUGAAGAAGACCAAAGACGGCAGCAGCUAUGAACCUCAGAUCACCUACCAGUUUCCAAAGGUCAGUCAGAUACUGGAGAAUGAACUACAACAGUUCUGUGCUCGAUGUUUAUGUCUCUAAAGCUGUGAAGUGAACUAACUAAAAGCUGCUGCUCCUCAGAGUGAGAAUUACUGAUAAAGCCCUUAUUUUUGGUUUAUUAGUAUCUUGAACUCAGACUUAUAUUCAGACUUGUUAGGUUAGUGUGGCUUAUAUUAAGUGUAAUGAGGCAUUUUGUCCAUAUUUUAUUCACAGUGUAAAGCAUAACCAGCCAAUGAUUGAUAAAAUAUUCUUUAACUGUGUAAGAAAUAAAGCGGCCUGAGUGCUUUUGAUCAGAUGUCAGUGCAGAAAUCUGUUCAUUUGAAAGCUGAAUAAGUCAAGGAACAAAGUUUGAUUUUCAUUCACAAUCUAAAGUGUUUGAGGUCUUAUUAUCAGAUUAUUUAAUGAGCUUUUUUUUUUUCCUUUCAGAGAGACGGGAUGGCCAGAUAUCAGAAGGAGGAAGAGGAGAAGACGCUGAAGGCGAUCACUCUCUUCUGUUUCCCUGAGGGAAUCAACUGGGCUCCUCUGACAGAAUACCACAGGUGUGUCUGCUCCUCUUUAACUCUUACGUAACUUUAAUAACCUUUUUUUUGUGUGUGUGGUUUCACUCCAGUGUUUCUUAUUUCCUGUUUCAGCGAGACGUUUUCUUUUGUUCUGACUGAGAUCGACGGCAGCAGAAGGAACGGAUACUGCAGGAGGUUACUGGUCAGUGUGAAGCCUGAGCAUGUCAGUUUGAGCUCAUUUGAUUUGGAAUUUUUCAUGUUUUUUUUUCUCCUUUUGUUGCCUCUCCUGCAGCCUGGAGGGAGGGGAGCUCGGCCUCCUGAAGCUUACUGCAUCAUCAGCUCGGUCGCUUGUUUCGGCCUUUUCUCCAAAGUGAGUUCGACUUUAUUUUAAAGGUUUUUCAGUCUCUUAAUUUUGGUGAAUACAUCUCUAAAAACAUUGUGAAUUUCAAAAUGAUAAAACUGUCGAACAAUUAAUUUUAGUUUGUGAUUUCCAGCUCCAGCAAACACGAUUACUCAUCACUUAAUACUUACCUGCAGCUCUUUAUUCUCCACCUUGUUAAACAUGUUUCUAAAAAUAAAGUCAUACCUGACAGACUCAUUACUAAGCCAACAAGACUUCCUGGAGAGAUGCUCGCCACAUUAAAAGUAAAGAAGAGCUCUAUGGCAACAUAACAUGAGUGAAACUAAAAGUGUGUGGAGGCCUCCCACCUGUUACUGUUUGGUGACUGAGUGACACACCCGUUUGUUUGGUGAUGUGUCACUGACUCUAAAUGAAGCCCUAAAGUCAGGGAGAGGAGGACGUGGCAGUAAAUAAUCAUUCCUCUGAAUUAGACCUGUGCAAAAGCAAAGACUGAAGACUCUGAGAACUCUUUCUUAAUAACAUUUAUAAUAAUCAACCUGUGGCCUUCAUAGAUUUUACUGCAUCAAGUUUAAGAAGUUAGACCAUCUUGUGUGCAGGACUAGUUCACCUGUGGAAAUGCAGCUGUUGUAAUGAUCACACUUCACAUCAUCAACCAUUAAAUGCCAUUUUUGCCAGUAUUUUACUCUUUUAAUUGAGCAAAAAUCAUUUUUAAUGUAUUCUUCUAAACGCCUUGAAAAAAAAAAAUCCUUUGCAGGACUUCAGGGGCUCUGCGAUACUGAUAUCCCUGCGUUUAAAUACUUUGUUACCCUGACUCUGCGCUCUCUCUGUCUGCGUGUUUUUGCAGAUUUUUGACGAGGUGGAGAAGCGGCGGCAGAUCUCCAUGGCCAUGAUCUACCCAUUCAUGCAGAAGCUGAGGGAGGCUUCAUUCCCAGCUCCGGGGAACACAGUGGAGAUUAAGAGCUUCAUUCCUGAGUCGGGCACUGAGGUCAGAGCGGGCUUUUAUUUUCACAUCCUGAGCCACUAUGAUAUCGUCCUUACUGAGUCAGCCCCUGAAAUCUCAGAAUCAAAUCUGUUUAAAGAUGUUAUAAUCGGACUAAACUGAACACACAAAGACACUUUUCCUCCCAUAUCUAAGCGUUGAAAAGUCCCCCAAGGUUUUCUCUCUGAUCUGCAGACAGGAUCUGUGUAGGUCAGAUAGUUAGGAACAAUGAGCACAGGUGGAAUCUCCCUCCGAAGAAAUCUAAAGGGUUUCCCAUCAUCAUCACGCAGUCAGCUGGACUUGAUCCAGGCUGUAUCAGGAAACACAAUGAGCUUUAGUGACUCAGGAGGAAAACAUUAAUCAGAUACGCUGGAAGUCAUUAAUGAAAGGGAAAAACUUAUUACGAGGAGAGUCCAGCUCAGAGGGGCUGAUAAGGAUUUAUUCUGAGGAAGCUGUCAUCAUUCACUGUCUUCUCUUUCCCGGAAAACUGAAGACGAAAAUGGAGUGAACGGGCUGUACAGACCGACUACUAUACUUACUUUUUGUCAGGCAGCAUUGUGAAAUUUGUGAUAUCUGAAAUUUCCCGCAUCAGGAUGGGUCCCUAAAGGUUCUUGUUUUCAUAUUAAGUGUCUAAUGAUGUCACAGAAAGGAUCCAUACAGAUUAGACCUUUUAUUAUGAAAGGAAAUUUAGGCUCAUACAGCUCACCCACAGGGGAAUUUCAGGAAAAACCUCAACAACAGACCAAUCUGUUUGCUGGAUCUUUGAGCUUUGUGAGUUUAUGAAGAGAGCUGCGGGGCUCUGUAGUUAGCUGUUGUUGUGUUGGUUUUAAUCUGAAUUAUAUGUCUACAUUUCUUCUUAUCAUUCUUUUGCAUCAAGCGGACUGAACUUGUAGCCGCUAAGUAGGUCAAAUGUCUGACAAAUUUGUUAAUAGAUAAUGCAGCCAACAUGGCACACCCCUUCAUACGGUUGUUUAUUCAGAGUCGACAUGGUAACCCUGUUAGCUGUGUGAUCCAGGUCCUCUUCCAGUCAGAUCCUUCAGGUGGGUGUGUUUGUGCAGCGCCAUGUCUGAACAUGUCCUGCAUUACUUCACCUUCACCUGUGAGCAGAAACUCGACACUUCUCAUCAAGCUGUUGACCGAGUUUAAACAGCUCUCAGUUUCAUAACUUUUUACUCUCAAAUUUAUAAGACUCUUCUUCAUUGUUGCAGCAGAGGCCGAGUUAAAAGUGAUCGCAGAACAAUGUGAAGUGUAAGAAAUAAAUCACAGUCUCUCGAUCGAGCCGCCAACUCCUCCUUAAGUAAAUACUAACUCCACAAUCAGGUGGCUUGUUGUUGUGAGAGUUGUGGGUUGAUACAUGACGCUGGAUUAGCUGUUGACGUGUUUGUUCAUCUCUCCACUAGAUCAUUAGUCUGACCCGGCCUCUGGACUCCUGGCUUGAACACGUGAACUUCGGCACCCUGUUCAGCUGUCUGACAGACGAGGAGGUUCUGCUGGUGUUUGCUGCCGCUGUCCUGGAGAGGCGGAUCGUCUUCAUUGCAAAUGAACUCGGGUACGAAAGCUCAUAUGGACACAGAAAGAAGACUGAAGUGAAUGAAAACAGCAGUUUAUAUAAACGUCUAGAGAUUGGAGUCAGUUUUACAGUAUUUAUCUUCACUAAAACCACCAGAGAGCGCUAAAUGAGGUCUUUUAUUCCAAUCUGCUGCAGCUGGGACGAGAGCAACCACAACCUGAAGUGUCCCUGGUUAUUUCUGAUGUAAACUCUGUUUCUCUGCAGCACGUUGUCUCAGAUCAUCCACGCCGUUGCAGCGCUGCUUUACCCUUUCACCUGGCAGCACACCUUCAUCUCCAUCGUACCUGAGAUCCUCAUCGACGUGGUGAUGGCACCCACCCCGUACCUGCUGGGAGUCCAGAAGCGCCUGCUGGAUCUGGUCACAGAUCAGGAAGAUGUGAGUCAUCCUUGGAAACACAGUUAAUUAAACAUCUUUGAAAGUUUUUAUCUUUUUUAAGUUUGUUUUUUCUUUCUUAUCUUUUAACAGCUGCUGGUGGUCGACUUGUCUGAGGAUAAGACUGAGACAUUUAUUGUUUCUGUAAGUUUUGAAUCAACACCACUGUUUAAUGAGAUGAUCUGUUCUCUGUCUUAUUUGAAUUACAUAACUUUUAUGUAAUAUCGUUCUUUCUCAGAUCGGUGAUGAAAGCUCCAUUCUGCCUCCGAAGCUCCAAGCUGAAAUUCUUGAGGCGCUCAGCAAAAGACAAAACGCAUCAAGUGAGUGACUGGAUCCAAACACAAUUGUUUUUCUAAGCCCCAGUCAUACCUGACGUCAAAGUCCUUAACUAAUGAAUGUGUGGAGCACUAAUGAAAGUUUGUAAUUAACCAGAAUUCACUGAAAUUGUCUCCCUAAUAUAAGAUGCAGUCUUCUCUGCAUCACUCACUCCUCCUGACUUUAAAGUUACUGGGCAGCAACAUAAUAUCAGUAACUUUAGCAGUAAUAACUCUUCAGAUUAUAAAAUCUCUAAAUUCUAAUGGAUUUGUUCUAGGCCUUUAGUUAUCAGUCUAAGAUUAUUUGGCACAUGUUAACAUGCUCCCUCAGUGAUCAGUACUUCAGUUUGCAGCUUUAAGCUUGAACUUUUACAGGUUGCAUGAAUAUUUGCAUCCUCUGUGAUCACAUUUGAUUGGAUUUCACCUUUGUGCUUUAGUUGCAAUCAGUGGUGGACAGUAUACCUGUUUUAAACCCAUCACCGGUGUCACAGUCUGCCAUAACAUGGAUUUGGACUGAGGUGCUCAGCAUAAAUGAGUACACCCCUUCAGAGUUGUCAAAAAUCCUUUAGUUUCCUUUCACAGUCAACAUUUUCUGUCAGACUAUACAACAUAAUAUCUCCCAAUUGUAGGCCAUUGAUUGCAAACAAGAUUUUUUAAGUUGCAUACAAAAAAGCAUUUUUGUUCACUUUAAAAUCAGGAUGCAAAAAUGAGUACACCCCAAUUAAAGUUCUGGGAGUAAAGCAAAACUUUAGUUACCAUAUCACCCUUAUUUUCAUCUUAUGGUAAAUGAAAUGUUAUGUUAAACUCGGCUUUGUUGAAACCUUGGAAACUGUACUUUUGCUCAUCUAGAUAUUAAGUAAUACAUUACUUUUAAUAGGGGGCGUACUGACUUAGUGGGUACUGUACUUGUGCAUACAGCUGUCCUCCUCUGAUCCAAUCACCCUAUGUAGAUUUACGCAAACUGAACACGUCCUCUGUUUGUGUGCCACAAGUGAGACAGGCCAUUUUCAUUUGCAUCUUGAAUGCAAAGCUGCAACAACUCAAGGCUGUAAAAGAGGAAGAGAAAGUUCACAGAGAGAACAACAACAAGUGCAGCUACAAAAUAUCCUCCAGAUCAGGGAGAUGACAGUCUGUCACAUAAGCCUAACAUUUUGCCAAACCUGCAAUAGAAUCAGUAUAACUAUAAUACAGAAAUAACAAAUUCACUCAGAAUGACGAAAACACUUGUUUUGACAUCUCACUGAAGUAAAAAGCACAACUUGCUUGAGAGCAUUUGAAGUGGAAGCCAAACGAUUGCAACUUAAUUUAAUUUGUGGACAAACUUUAGAUAUUUGGUAUUUUCUCUCAGGUCUCUCCUUAUAUGCUUUUCAUUGCUCCCUAAAAUCACAGUAAUAGAUUACUGCGUUACAUCGAUGCACACUGUACAUUGUCAGUCACAUUACACUCUGUGGUGUUUAUACUUAUACUGAUGUGUUUUGCUCUCAUAAUAUCCUGCACUGUCCUCUAGAAAUGUUCCGCUCUACAGCAAAGUUUGUUUCAUUUCUGCAGGUUCUGUUUUAUGUAGUUUGUGUUCUGUUUUACAUCUUUUCCUGUUUACAGUUCCUUGGCAGUUGUGGUGCUGCUGUAAAAGAGCUUUUUAUUUAUCUACGUAUGCAUGUUGCAGUUUUCAAUCUUAUGUAUUUCUUUGUUUAUUAUAUUGAUUUUCUGUGAUCAUUGUUUUAGCACAAAAAUACCCACAUAGAGUCUUGCUAUGUCAGCCCACUUUUGAUGUCUGUACUUUAUCCCUGCCAAGAUAUCUUAAGUGUUCAACUUGUGAAAUAUUUAAAUACAGCAGAGGAAAAUAAAGCUAUUCUAGUCCUUCACAAAAAUAAAAAUCUUGUGAUAGUUGUCCUGGGGAGAGUCUGCAGGAACAGAAAUGAUCAUCACAGAUGUUUUCUCUCUUUUCUCUCAGCGGUGGAGGAGCUGAACCGGGUGGUGUCAGAAGCCUUCCUACACUUCUUUGUAAGAACAGUCGGCCAUUACGCCUCGUACGUAAAAUACAGUCGUAAAGGACAGCCGGGGGUGUUUGAAAAGAGAAGUUUCUACAAGGCCAUUGAGUCCAAAACCACCCGACACUUUGUAAAGAAGUUCAUCCAGACGCAGAUGUUCGACCUGUUCAUCCAGGAGGUGGAGCAGCAGCAGCCUGGACUGCAGCAAGGUGAUGAAAACAAGCUGAUCUGAGUCAAAACACUGACUUUUUCCUCUGUGUCUGAUGUUACGUAAAGGAUCCCCUGCUGAGAUACAGAUUGAAAACGGUGCAGCUUUCCUUCAUCGAAUGUGAUAUAACAUAACCCGCCCUUUGUAAUUUUUUUUUUUUUUUCAAUGCACUGUCUCCUUCUUUGUCCCGCAGGAAUAUUUCACAAAAAGAUCCUUGAAUAUCAGGAGAAGAAGAAGAGGGAGAAGGCGAGGAAACACUAGCUGUGAGCAAGGAAGUCUGUGUGUGUAAAUAGAACAGUACAUAGGAGAAGAUGUGAAUGUUGCACUGUGUGUUUUUGUGUCCUGUGUUGGUUUUAAAUGAUUAAUAAUGUGUGAAUUACUGUACGGCUACGUCGCUGCUACUCUGUGAAACACUGGCAGAACGAGAGACUUCAGCUCCAUGAGUCGGCUGCAGUCUUCCCCGGAAGAGUAGGAAAUCAUUUCAAAUAAAGACUAGUUUUUUUUAAGUCAAAACACAUGAAGUCUCUGAGGUUUAUUCUGAAUUAUGACAACUUCUUCCUGGCUGUAAAAAGUACACCAACCUUCUUCUUUUCCCCGGAUCUGUGGAUUAUUUUGCUGUUUAUCCAACAAUAAACCGUGUACAUACACUGUGAACAUGAA
Molecule: messenger RNA, 27586 nt
Organism: Xyrichtys novacula (pearly razorfish)
Lineage: Eukaryota; Metazoa; Chordata; Actinopteri; Labriformes; Labridae
Source: the annotation of a GenBank genome assembly